Molecule: messenger RNA, 1209 nt
Organism: Cuscuta campestris
Lineage: Eukaryota; Viridiplantae; Streptophyta; Magnoliopsida; Solanales; Convolvulaceae
Source: the annotation of a GenBank genome assembly
UUUAUUAAAAUAAAUGAAAAUACAAAAAUAAGUAAACAUUAUCUAGAGGGAAAAAAAUUGUAAUUGCUACACCACUUUUUAAGUUGGAGUAUCACUGUAUCAGAUAGAAACUGUGAGUCUCCGUACAUUUCUUCACUCUCUUCACACUUCUCGGCUCUUCCGAAAUUCAAACCGCAGAUAAUGGCAGCAGCAGCUCCGCCGCCUCCACCUUCCUCAGUCCCCGGCGUCUUCAAGGAGGACCUGAUCCCCACCGCCGGCUAUCAAGUGUUCACCCGCAUCCGCCUCGCCACCGCAGCCGACGUACCCCACAUCCACAAGCUCAUCCACCAGAUGGCGGUCUUCGAGCGCCUCACCCAUCUCUUCUCCGCCACCGAAGCUUCUCUCUCCACCACCCUCUUCCCCGCCUCUGACCCGCCUCCUCCGUUCACCUCUUUCACCGUCUUCAUCCUCGAAGUCUCCCCCAAUCCCUUCCCACCCGCUGCUGCCGCAAAUCCCCCCAAUUUCUCCCCAAUCCACAAAACCCUAACCCUAGACCUCCCGAUCGAUGACCCAGAAGCCCAGACAUUUGCUCCCCAGGGACUGAAUGACGUAACUGUUGCUGGAUACGCGCUGUUCUUCCCCAACUAUUCCUCAUUCCUGGCGAAACCUGGGUUCUACAUCGAGGAUAUAUUUGUGCGGGAGACUUACCGGAGGAAGGGGUUUGGGCGGAUGUUGCUGUCGGCCGUGGCUGCUCAGGCGGCCAAGAUGGGGUAUGAGAGGGUUGAAUGGGUGGUGCUGGAUUGGAAUGUGAAUGCGAUAAAGUUCUACGAGCAGAUGGGGGCUCAUGUGCACAAAGAGUGGUGCAUUUGCAGGCUCUCGGGCGAGGCUCUCCGUUCGUAUGCUCCUUGAUCUCAUCUUUUUUCGCUAUGAAAUUUGACAAAUCCCUUUCUGCUUCUCACUGUGCAUUUGGUGUUCAUCUUUGUCCACUUCAAAAAUAACUCAAUUGAUGCAGAAUGAAUUGUCUUGAAAUUCGUUUUCCCACUGAAAGAAUUGAAAAUGAAUGGAUGAAUAUGGUGAUGCAUUGUGUCUGCUUGUUUGACCUUCAUGAUCAGUAGAUCUUACUCUGCUAUAAGUUUGAGCCAUUCAUGUGCUUAAAAUAAUUGUGAAGAUACAGAACAAAACUUAUUUAUUUGCUCUGGGCUUUGGCCAUAAGAAAAGGGUUAGUCUUUG